Molecule: messenger RNA, 1813 nt
Organism: Brassica rapa (field mustard)
Lineage: Eukaryota; Viridiplantae; Streptophyta; Magnoliopsida; Brassicales; Brassicaceae
Product: adenylosuccinate lyase
Biological process (GO): IMP biosynthetic process
Molecular function (GO): N6-(1,2-dicarboxyethyl)AMP AMP-lyase (fumarate-forming) activity
Source: RefSeq, a predicted model, not a curated record
AUUAUAAUUUUGUGGUGACUAUAGGUAUGUUGUGAAAUGGUAUGCUCGUUGAACCAAAAAAAAUCUAAGCCUGAUAAAUAUUCCCAAGCCCCAACUUGUAAUCGUAAUAAGUAGAUACACACAGGGGUAAAUAUGGAAUUUAGAAAAAAGCGCCUGAACUUUAAUCGGAAUCCUCUAAAACCCUAAAAGCGCCAAGCUUUCACUCUCCUCCUCCUAAGCUUCGAUUCUGGAGCUCACUCUUUCUUCAAUGGCGUUAACCAGCAACAAAGUCCCUUCUUUACGCCUUAUACCCACCACCGGAACACUCUUAAACCCAUCAAAAUCGCUCUCGCUUCCCAGAGUUUCGUUCUCUCUCUCUUCCGCUGCUUCUCACAAGCUCACGACUUCAAGAAAGGUGAUAGCAAUGGCAGUGGAAGGUUCGAGAGAUUUGGAGAUGUCGAACUUAACGGCGUUAUCUCCUUUGGACGGACGUUACUGGGGGAAAGUUAAGGACUUGGCUUCUUCUAUGAGCGAGUUUGGUUUGAUUUACUUCAGAGUACUUGUUGAGAUUAAAUGGCUUAUUAAGCUUUCAAAGAUUCCUGAAGUCUCUGAAGUUCCAAGCUUUAGUAAAGAAGCUGAGGUUUACUUGCAAGGGAUCAUCGAUGGGUUUAGUAUGGAUGAUGCGUUGGAAGUUAAGAAGAUUGAGAGAGUAACGAAUCAUGACGUGAAGGCUGUUGAGUAUUUCUUGAAACAAAAGUGUGAAUCUCAUCCAGAGAUUGCUAAGGUUCUUGAGUUUUUUCAUUUUGCUUGCACGUCUGAGGACAUCAACAAUCUAUCACAUGGUUUGAUGCUUCAAGAAGCACUUAGCUCGGUUGUACUUCCAGCCAUGGAUGACCUGAUCAAGUCAAUCUCUCUGAUGGCUAAGGAGUUUGCAUAUGUCCCCAUGCUUUCAAGAACUCAUGGCCAGCCAGCUUCACCUACAACUCUAGGGAAAGAAAUGGCGAUAUUCGCUGUGAGGUUAAGCGAAGAGAGAAGAUAUCUUUCAGAAACUAAGAUCAAGGGCAAAUUUGCUGGUGCUGUUGGGAACUACAACGCUCAUAUUUCAGCAUAUCCUAAUAUCGACUGGCCUCAUGUUGCACAGGAGUUUGUUACUUCUCUCGGAUUAACCUUUAACCCAUACGUCACUCAGAUUGAGCCUCAUGACUAUAUGGCUAGACUAUUUAACACGAUCAGCCAGUUCAACAAUGUUUUAAUUGAUUUCGACAGAGAUAUAUGGAGCUACAUAUCUCUAGGUUACUUUAAGCAGAUAACUAAAGCUGGUGAGAUUGGAUCAUCGACAAUGCCUCACAAAGUGAACCCUAUUGACUUUGAGAACAGUGAAGGGAACCUAGGUAAAGCUAACGCAGAGCUUACUUUCCUCAGCAUGAAGCUUCCCAUUUCACGAAUGCAGCGUGACUUAACCGAUUCGACUGUAUUGAGAAACAUGGGUGGAGCUUUAGGACACUCUCUUCUUGCUUACAAGAGCGCCAUACAGGGAAUCAGGAAGCUUCAGGUUAAUGAAGCUCGGUUAAAAGAAGAUUUGGAUCAGACUUGGGAAGUUCUCGCUGAACCCAUACAAACUGUGAUGAGGAGAUAUGGAGUUCCGGAGCCGUAUGAGAAGCUGAAGGAGCUGACAAGAGGAAGAGCUGUGAAUGAAGAAAGUAUAAGAGAGUUUAUAAAAGGUUUGGAUUUGCCUGCAGAAGCGAAAUCUCAACUUUUGAAGUUAACUCCACACACAUAUGUUGGUGCUGCUGCUGCGUUGGCUUUGGCCGUCGAUGAAGCUCUGCACUUGUGA